UUGCUCCUUUGGUCAAAUUAAUCAUCUCUUUCCUUCCCCUUUCCAACUUCCACAUGAUUCUCACCUAGCAUUUACUUGUAUCAUAUCAUUCUAUUCUCCUGUUCUCUCUGAAACUGAGCUGAGUUUCCUCCAUUCUCUCUAGCUCCACACCAAAGUUAAAAAGAUGGAGAUAAAAGUGAAGUCACCUCCAAGGGACUUCAACUUGCACAGUGCUUGUACUACUCCUUAUAUUAGUGCUUCUUCAAGCCCUCAACGUUAUGGCACGUCUUUCCUUAGCGCCCCCACUAGCCCUGCCCGUGUCUCUGCCCUCUAUGACGACGAAUUCAACAUGAGCAGCGGCGAUGCUCUUAAAGCAACAGGUGAAGUUCCAUUCAAUUGGGAGGAAAAGCCUGGAACUCCAAAAGCAAGAGAAACUAACCGUAUUGCUCAUGAUGAGGAUGAUUUUGUUUUUGAUUUUAGUGGGCAGUUGGAGAGAAGCUCGUUUUCGGCCGCUGAUGAGCUUUUUGAUGGUGGAAAGAUCAGGCCUUUGAAACCACCACCGAGAUUAAUACAGUGUGAAGCUGGAAAACCUUUCCAUUCACCGAGAUCACCAAAGCAAAGGUUCAAGCAAACUUUCUCUCCAGCCCGAAACAAGAAGGAAUUUGAUCCAUUUGCUGCAGCCAUAGAACACAGUGCUCGAACAGAAAAUGAUAUCCCUGGAAGGGGAAAAAUCAAGAAUCCUGCAAAUUCUAGGCCCAAAAAGACAAGAUCUUUAUCCGUUCCCGAUCUGCUGUUUGAUCCUGAAAGCAAUCAGGAAACCACAAAGACCAGCUCCUUCUCUCUGUGUUCAGUUUCAUCAUCGAUAUCACUGUGGUACAGAAAAUGGAAGCUGAAAGAUUUGUUUCUAUUCAGAAGUGCUUCUGAAGGCCGAGCAAGCAGUAAAGAUCAUCUAAACAAGUUUUUGAAGAAAACUCAUGAGAAAGAGGAUGAUGUGAAGAGUAAUUCAAGCUUUAGAUCAACUGCUAGUAGUGUUGGAUCAUCAUCGGUAUCAAGCUCCUUGAUGAGGAGGAGGGAGGUUUCAGCUCAUGAGCUUCAUUACACGUUGAAUAGGGCAUUCUCCGAAGAGAUGAAGAGGAAAACUUUCUUGCCAUACAAGAAAUUAGGGGUACUAGGUUGCUUAGGGUUCAUUCCGUCGACAAUGGAUGAUAUAAAUUUUAGAAGUGUUGCUUCUUCUAUGUCCAUGACUCGUCGUCAAUAAGUGUGAUCAUCUCUAUCUAAAUUGUAAUUUCUUUAGGCUGAAUGCAUACACGGCCACUUAAACUUGCCCAAUUUUUGCAUUUAGAAACUUAUACUAAGGGCUGUAUGUAUUGAACACUUGAUGUUAGCUAAAAUUAAUGUACCUAUGGAUCAUGUA
Molecule: messenger RNA, 1393 nt
Organism: Lycium ferocissimum
Lineage: Eukaryota; Viridiplantae; Streptophyta; Magnoliopsida; Solanales; Solanaceae
Exons: 1
Coding region: 164-1237 (357 amino acids)
Source: RefSeq, a predicted model, not a curated record